Messenger RNA from Anthonomus grandis grandis, 2343 nucleotides. Its product is annotated as ATPase family AAA domain-containing protein 2-like. Gene Ontology annotation, cellular component: nucleus. Gene Ontology annotation, molecular function: ATP binding; ATP hydrolysis activity; chromatin binding. Bases 127 to 2268 code for a protein of 713 amino acids. Lineage: Eukaryota; Metazoa; Arthropoda; Insecta; Coleoptera; Curculionidae. Gene Ontology annotation, biological process: positive regulation of transcription by RNA polymerase II. The transcript has 12 exons. The record is from RefSeq and is a predicted model, not a curated record.
AUUAUUUUGACAGCAUCACUGUUUGACAUAAAAAUUCUGGCGUACUAUUUUUAGAAUUUAUUUACAUCGACCCAAAUUUCUUGAAAUGUUCUAAAUUAUUAUAAAUAUUUCUCUUAAAAAUUUACCAUGUCGACGUUACAAAAUCAAGAUCAGAAUCCUUGUCCACCUCAAAAAACCAAGCGAAUAAGAACUGGAAGGGACUCAGUGGAUUUUUGUAAAAUUGGAGGAUUAAAUAACCAUUUGAAAACCUUAAGAGAAAUUAUAAUUUUCCCACUGUUGCAUGGUAAUGUUUUCGCGCAUUUUAAUAUUAAAGCCCCCAGGGGAGUUUUGUUUUACGGUCCGCCUGGUACAGGAAAAACAUUGGUAGCCGCUGCUCUUGCCACCGAAAUAAAUAGAGAAGGAGUUGGUAAAGUGGCUUUUUUUCCUCGAAAAGGAGCUGAUGUUUUAGACAAAUGGGUUGGUGGUUCGGAGAAAAAUUUACGAGAUUUGUUUGAAAAGGCAACCAAAUCUAAGCCUUCAAUUAUAUUUUUUGAUGAGCUAGAUGGCUUAGCACCAGUGCGUGAGAAACAGAUGGACCAAAUUCACUCGAGUGUCGUAGCCACUUUACUAGCUCUAAUGGAUGGUCUAGAUAAUAAACCUGGUGUCAUUGUUAUCGGUGCUACCAAUAGAAUUGAAGCUCUGGAUCCGGCUUUGCGAAGACCAGGUAGAUUUGAUAAAGAACUCUAUUUUCCUUUACCAGGGGUAGAUGCCAGGAGGCAGAUUCUUGAAGUUCACACAUGCACAUGGAAACAUAAACCUAAUAACCACUUACUUACUGCUCUGUCAGAAGCAACAUCAGGUUUUAGUGGAGCCGAUUUACAGUACUUAUGCUCAGAGGCUAUUUUGAGAUGCAUGAAACGCCUUUAUCCAUGUUUAAAAGGAAUUAAAAUUGACCCUGAAAAAAUAAAGGUAGAAGAAUGUGAUUUUCUUGGUGCCCGAUUAUGCCAAGUCCCUUCGACUCAAAAAAAUGGAAUGAAAAUGCGUAAACUGACCUCCAUCAUAAAGCCUUUAUUGGAAGGACAGUUGAAUAAGAUUAUUAAAUCAAUACAAUCGUUUUGGCCGCAUUUUAUGGAUGAGAAUUUUAAAUAUAUUAUUGGAGAAGAACGAUAUGCCGGAAGGGUAAUUUUAAUGGCAAGCGCAAGACAAGGAGUUGAUAAUCAUAUUAUACCUGCAUUACUACAAAAUCUCGAAUAUUUGCCUUCAUUUGUAUAUGACGUUAACAAUGUCUUUAAGAAAGACGCCGUGCUGAAUGCUCGCCUUCAUUUUCCCUGUGUAGUUUUGUUAUCAAAAGUAGAUGAAUGGUGGAAUAUUAUCGAUGAAUGUGAACAACUACGAAUAGCCACUGCAUUAGAAGAAAUUCACGCAGGAUUACCAAUUCUCGUUUUAGCUACUUGCAGAAGGGAUAUACCUAAUAUGCUGGAGAAUUUUUUUUAUAAUAACAGUAGUAUACUUCUUAGAGUUCAAAAUCCUACCGAUGAAGAAAAGAAAUCUUUCUUAAAACCCCUUUUCUUUGAUAGAAAUUUGGUCAGUUUGAUUAGAGUUUUAGAAAAUUGUCGCAGCGGUGAUGUGGAUAAAAAGGAUAUUUUACGACCUAGUAGACGUGAUUUGCCAGACCGCAAAGCUAAGAAGCCUAUCAUAAAUAUAGAGAAGACUACUGGAAAACGAAAAAGAGAUUAUUCUAGCCCUUCGCCAAAUAAAAAACCGCGACAGAGAGGGCGCGGUUGUCGUAAAAACUUGGUUGUUCGAUGCAAUAGUGCUAACAGCUUAUACGACAUCAAUAAGGAAAUUAAACAAGAAAAGUCUGGAGACUUGAGCCUUAAAAGGUGUGAUAGCGCAAGCAGUGUAGAUGUUACUAAAAACGCUCCAUAUUUUGCGAGGAUUUUAAACAAGUUACUAAGUCAGCGCAAAGCAGAAAACUGGAUCAACUGUGGACAGUCACCUUUAAAAACUAUAAUGUUUAACAGGAAAUUUGACAAAGAAAAUGAAGUCUACUCAUGCUCUUCAUUGAAAAAUAACCAUGGCGACGAAGACAUCAAACGCAUUCACGCUUUGUGGAAACAUGCCUCAGUGGUAACCUCAAAAGACAUGGCAGUUUCGCAACUGGAGUUACUGUAUGAUGUUAUAUCCGCCUGUAUUAAUAUUCAUUGGAAUUCCUUCGAGCUACUAACAAAGAAUUUGGAAGAAAUCCUGAAGAACAUCGAACAAUCAAACAAUAUUGAGGUUUCAUAGACCCAUGAACAACAAAUUAUUAAUUUUUAUGUCUAGAACAUAUGUUUGUAAUAAAUCAAAAUUUGAAUCUCGUAA